AUGGAGUUAGAUAACCUAGUGAAACAGCUAAGUGCACCUAGACCAAAAGACCAAAACUGUGUUUUUAAGGAUGGUGUUUCUGUUGGUGGUCAAAAAGCACAACCUCAACAGCAUAAAAAACAAGUUAGAAGAAGACUUCACACUACUAAGCCUUAUCAAGAAAGGCUUGUGAAUAUGGCAGAAGCUAGGAGAGAGAUCGUCACCGCCUUAAAAUUUCACAGGGCGUCCAUGAAAGAAGCAAGUGAACAACAGAAGAAGCAGCAACAAGAACAAGAAGCUCGAGAACAGGCGCAAAAGCAAUCACUGUCUCUUCAACUUUCACAGCAUGAAAGAUAUAAUAAGUCUAGGAGAAACCAUAGAAUUUAUCCUUCAUGCAGAACCAAUUCUUCAAGCUAUUUCAAUGAUUUUUCCUAUCCUUCGGUUCCGAAUUCUUACACUUGGCCUGCUGCUUCAGAGAUUCUUCCACCACCACCGCCGCCGCCGCCGACCCUUUUGUCUGAAAAUCCCAAUUUUAUUCUUCCGGAUCAAACUUUGGGACUGAACCUCAACUUUCAUGAUUUCAACAACUUGGAUAUUACUGUUCAUCUUAACAGUAACUCCUCAUCAUCAUCUUCACCAUCCUCUUACUCAUCUGGAACCUCAUCUUCUUCUGCUUCACAGGUUGGAACAUCACAGGUAGAUGGUUUUUCUAUUGACUCACAUGCUGCAACUCAUGCUACUGGAACCUUACACACUGCGAUGAAUGAUGAGGCUAUGGCGGAGAUGAGAUCAUUAGGAGAUCAACAUCAAAUGGAAUGGAAUGAUACUAUGAGUUUGGUUAAAUCAGCUUGUUGGUUCAAGUACUUAAAACACAUGGAACAUGCUGCACCUGAAACUGAAACCAAGGUUGAAAAUGAUGCAUACCGCCAUUUUGAUCAGCCUCUGGAGUUUCCACCUUGGUUGAAUGCAAAUGAAAGCUGCCUAGAACUGUGUUCAGAGAAUAAUAAUUUUCAACAUUCUACUUUACCUUGCAUGGACAUUGGAGAAAUUGACGGUAUGGAUGACGAUUGGCUAGCGUGA
Molecule: messenger RNA, 1059 nt
Organism: Vicia faba (fava bean)
Lineage: Eukaryota; Viridiplantae; Streptophyta; Magnoliopsida; Fabales; Fabaceae
Source: the annotation of a GenBank genome assembly